This is a messenger RNA of Monomorium pharaonis (pharaoh ant), 3533 nucleotides long. Its product is annotated as sphingomyelin phosphodiesterase. Gene Ontology annotation, cellular component: lysosome. Bases 529 to 2676 code for a protein of 715 amino acids. Lineage: Eukaryota; Metazoa; Arthropoda; Insecta; Hymenoptera; Formicidae. Gene Ontology annotation, molecular function: acid sphingomyelin phosphodiesterase activity. Gene Ontology annotation, biological process: ceramide biosynthetic process; sphingomyelin catabolic process. The record is from RefSeq and is a predicted model, not a curated record. The transcript has 12 exons.
GCAGCAACAAUCAGUUCACACCGUACGCUCGGCGCGAAAGGCACGGCUGGCAUGUGAUAGAGCGCGCGACACGCUAACGACAAAACUCGCACGCGUGUGCGUCGCAUACGCGUGAGUGAUUUUCGUCUCAUUUCUUUCAUUUUUUUUUUCUUUUUCUUUAUGAACCAGAAAACGCGACGAGAGAGCACAAACGGUCCGGGCGGAUUCAAACAAUGUUGUGGGAUUGACUGGACGAAUCAACUGUCAGCCGGUGCGCGCCGUGGUGAAUUCACGUCCUGUUCUCUUUUUUAGUUCCCUUUUUUUUCUUUCCUUUUCUUCGUAAUUUAGUUAUCAUCUAGAUACACGAUCUGGAUGACAUUUUGCACCUCACUAUCAACAUUCAUCGCAUUUCAAGGGUAUCUUCAAAAGUAUAAUAUUUUGUCGAGUCUUUCGUUCUUACUUUCCAAAGUGAAAUAUACAUCUGACUGAAGGUCUGUCAAAUGAAGAGGUGAUGAAAAUAAAUAACAAUACCAAAGAAUACAAAAUAGUAUGCCAAAUCAAGGCAAAAUAUCAAGUCGCAUCUUCACAUUAUGCGUUGUCCUGAUCAGUUUGACAUGGAGUGUUGUGGGAACCCCGGUUCGAUACAGGACGAAACGGGAAGCGGAAAUAGCGUCGACCAACUGGACCGCGCUAGCCGACGAAUGGCUCGCGGCGAAAUCCAGGAUUGCCGAAAAGAUGGACGUCGCUCUGCUGCCGUUCAACGAGAGAUUUCGAGAAUUACCGCCUACGGCGGAAACCUUCAUCAUUAACGGUACGAGUCCGGAACAAUUAAAACGGUUAAAUUACUCGCGGAUGCUGUGGGAUAUGGAAACGGUCCAGCCGACCGGACACCUAUCUGGAUUUGUGGACAAGGCUCUUAAGCUGCUUGACCUGAGACAGGUGAUGAUGGAGGUCGAGACCUCCGUCAUGUCUAAAGUCUCUUGCACUGCUUGCAAAGUCGGUGCCGGUUUGCUACAGCAUUACAUAAAGAGUGGCAAAAGCGAUGAGGAGAUCAUGGCUAGCAUUUAUCAGUUUUGCGUGUCGCUCAACAUACAGAGCCCCCGAGUUUGUCACGGGGUCACCAUGCUCUUUGGGGGGGAGGUGAUUUACGUGCUGAAACAGGUAAACAUGGGUCCGGCGCAAAUCUGCAGUUUCGUGAUCGGCGACGCGUGCGACGACGCGUUCAAUCCGCUACACGAAUGGGAGGUGGCUUUCCCACCGGUGAAGAAGCCGCCGAUCAAGCCGCCGAUCCCGCCGCAGGAAAAGGCGCCGACGUUCAAGGUCCUGCAUAUUUCCGACACGCACUACGACCCAUACUAUCAGGAGGGUGCGAACGCCGAAUGCAACGAACCGCUCUGCUGUCGGCUGACGAACGGCGCCCCGUUGACCGCCUCGGCUGCCGCUGGACGAUGGGGCGAUUACAGAAAAUGCGACACGCCCAAGAGAACGAUCGACCAUAUGCUCAAGCACAUCGCCGACACACAUUCGGACAUCGAUUACAUUUUAUGGACUGGCGACCUACCACCACACGAUGUCUGGAAUCAAACGCGGGAAGAAAAUCUCAAGGUCUUGCGUGACACAGUCAAGCAGAUGGUGGAGAUGUUUCCCGGCAUACCAAUUUUUCCGGCUUUAGGAAAUCACGAGAGCUCACCGGUCAACAGCUUUCCACCACCAUUUGUGCCCGAGGAGAACAGUAUCUCGUGGCUGUACGACGAACUCGACAAACAUUGGCGACUUUGGCUGCCGGCCGGCGUGUCCCACACUGUUCGUCGCGGCGCCUUCUAUUCGGUCUUGGUUCGACCAGGUUUCAGAAUACUCUCGGUGAAUAUGAAUUAUUGUAACAACAAAAACUGGUGGCUACUGAUCAACAGCACGGAUCCGGUUAGCGAGCUGCAGUGGCUCGUGUACGAGCUACAGGGCGCCGAGAUCAACGGCGAGAAGGUGCACAUAAUCGGCCACAUCCCACCCGGACAUUCUGAUUGUCUCAAGGUGUGGUCAAGAAAUUAUUAUCACAUAAUCAACCGCUAUGAAUCAACAAUCGCGGCACAGUUCUUCGGACACACGCAUUACGACGAGUUCGAGUUAUUCUAUGAUACAUCGGACCUUGGCAGAGCGCUCAGCAUCGCCUACGUCGGUCCUUCAGUCUCGCCAUAUUAUGAGCUCAAUCCCGGCUACAGAAUAUAUUACGUCGACGGAGAUCAUCCCAAAACUACAAGGAUGGUCGUCGAUCAUGAGAGCUGGGUCAUGAAUCUAAAGGAAGCAAACCUUUAUGAUUAUCCGAUCUGGCAUAAGUUGUACAGCGCGCGACAAGCCUAUCAAAUGGCGUCACUCUUGCCGAAGGACUGGGACUCGCUGAUCGAUAAGAUGACUAACGAGCCAGCCCUCUUUGAUCUCUAUUACAAACAUUACUACAAAAACUCUCCGGUGCGACCGGCGUGCAAUGACGAGUGUCGCAAGAGAAUGCUCUGUGAUCUGCGCAGCGGAAGAAGCCACGACCGAAAGGCGUUAUGUCAGAGCCUGGAAGCAAGGAUCGACGUCGAGACGAAAACGGGCUGGCGCGCGUGGAUCUACAAAGGACUUGCACUAUCGAUGUCUGUGGUCAUGGCCAUCCCCAGAUUUGCGUACAAUUUACCAAAGUACGUCCUAGGACUGGGUUAAAACAAGGAACGGACGCCAAGUGCAAAUAUGUGACUCAACUUGUGAUGUUAAAUAAUUAAAAAUACUCACGAUAAAGCGCGUUGUCGCAAUUAAAACACGGCUUUCGGCGCCGUUGACAAUCAACGAUAUUCAUCAAAAGAUAUUCAUAAAUAUCACGUUCAACUUGCAAAUUUUGCAGAAUCAUCUCAUACACAAUUCUUCCAAUCUCAAAAGAAACUCUGGAAGAAUUACAUUAAAAUGAAUCAUUUCUAUGAGAAACCCAGCGAGAAACGAUAAUGAAUUUGACAUCAAUUCGACGUCGAAUCGACAUCGAAAUGAUGAUUUCGAUGUCGAAUCGAUGUCGAUUCGAUGCACUAUUUCUCACUGGGAAAGAAUUGAUCGAUAAAUAAAAUAAUUAAUCUGCUUUAAAGAAUUAAUUUUCCAAUUCUUAAAAAGUAUAUUGACAUGUUUUAAAAUUUUUAAGAUACAACAAAAUUUUAUUGUUACACCCUAAUUUUGAAGAUUGAAUAUCAGAACUUUAUAAAAUAAAUUUGUUUCUAAUGAUAUAUAAUUAUAUCUAUUUUUUAUAUCACAUGAUUUUGUUAAUAAAAUAAAUAUGUACGGAAAUUUAAAAAGACAUUAACUAAAAAAAUAUUUUAUGGUAUAACACUUUUAAAUAUUAUUGAAUAUAAAAUUUGUUUUUAUUUAAAGAAACACAAUCGCAACCCGCUUUCGAUUGAAGAUUAAAUUGUUAUAAUUUCAAUUUUUAAUACUCAAAAUGUGCAAAAAAUAUUUUACAUAAAUAAUACGUGAAUUUUAUCAAUUUAGAAAUAAACCAUGUACAGUAUGAAUAGAAAUAAUACGUUCGAUAAAUCCCA